This is a messenger RNA of Xyrauchen texanus (razorback sucker), 3116 nucleotides long. RefSeq lists its product as uncharacterized. The record is from RefSeq and is a predicted model, not a curated record. Bases 93 to 1592 code for a protein of 499 amino acids. The transcript has a single exon. Lineage: Eukaryota; Metazoa; Chordata; Actinopteri; Cypriniformes; Catostomidae. Gene Ontology annotation, molecular function: protein binding.
CGGCCUGCCAAUAACAACAACAACAACAACGACUAAUUCACUCAUUCAAGUCCAAAUUAUCCAGUCUCUGACUUUUUAAGAAGAUUUCGGUCAUGAUGCUGAGACCGAAGGAUUUGUGUCAGGGCUCUGGCACAAAAACUUUCCUGGAGGCCAUGCAGAGUGGCAAAGUUCACCUCGCUCGAUUCGUCCUGGACGCUUUGGAUGGACGCAUCAUCAACUCGAAAGCCGAAAACAGUCGUACGCUUCUGAUGUUCGCAGUGUGCCUUCAAGAUAACGCAAACAGAUCAAAGUUCACCCAAUUAUUGAUGGAAAAAGGUGCGGAUGUAAACAUUCGGGAUGACCAUGGCCGCACUGCCUUGAGUCUCGCUUGUGAACAAGGCCACUUGGAUGCCGUAAAGCUCCUCGUGCAGUUCAACGCCGAUCCUGAAAUCACAGACACUUGGGGAAACAGUGCGCUCAUGUACGCCGCCUGUGGGGGACACAGUCAAGUCCUUGAGUUCCUGGUUAGGGCAUUCAAGAAGCUUGGGCUACGGUUAGAGCGCACCAACCAUGCAGGCCAUUCCGCCCUGCAAGUGGCGGACUUCUUUGGACACAACGAGUGUGUUCAAGCCCUUAAUGGUUAUGGAAAGAAGGCGGUAAGUCUGACCGACAGCUCUGAAGAACCUGUAGAAGAUCUCAGGUGGCCCAAUCGACUUCCCAAGCAAGUUCUAGAGCGCUUCUCCAAACAAAUCCAGAACAGAAAUGAAGAUCUUUUCCCAGCCUUGUUUCAGAGACAGCUACGCGUGGGAGACGGCAACAGCCUGCAAAUUCGUUUCAGACGUCAACCGCCAUCCCCUGACGGAGCGGAUAUGAACUAUUGCCAAACUUUGAACAGAUUGGAGGAGAGACGUCCAACUGAAGAUGGACAGGAUAUCUUGUUUGCUUCAAAACAGAUUCAAAACUCUGUUCUGAAAGAAGUGGGCACCACCAGAAGUUUGGAUUUCAAUCCAGAACGGCUCAAACACGAGAAUGAAGAUGCUCCCAUCUGGGGGAAAGCCAAAUCCAUUAAUUUGGACCUCAGAACCGGCCGGAAACAGUCCUAUCAAGGUGAAGUACACGAAAUCAACAGGUCUGCCAGUAAAUUCAAAAGAGCGUCGCUUCAGGAUGAGAAACCUCUUGUGGCAAAGUUGUACUGCCGUGACAACAUGAAGAUAAAUGAUGCUGUGAAAUCAGAACACCUUGGAGGAUUUGAGAAAUCCCAGAUUGGUGAGAUUAAGGGUAGAAAAGAGCGUGAUGGUACUUCCAAAACAGGCAGACAGAACAAGCUUCUCUUCAAUCGAGAAGAACUUGAACCUGAGAGAAUCAAACCUCAUCCCUCCGGACUUGCUGGAUUUGGAACCAGGCUGCUCCGUAGAUUCACAGCUCCAGAAUUUUUGAGGCACAUCAGGGACUGUCCGACCGAGGCGGGCCAGAAUUCGAAAGCCAAGAUGUCCCGGUCCGAAACCUUUCCAUUCUCACACACUCAUCAGAGAGUGAAUAGCCAGCCGAGUGUGGACAGCAUCAGCGGGGUGAGAUGCGAAUUUGAGAGUAAUUCUGCUUUAUUUCACCCUUAAGUGUGUGAUAAUGAACAUAUUUCUAUUAAGAUAACUUGGACUCUGUGGAAGCCUCGUAUAUAAGCAUUUAAAUACGAAUUUUGUGACUUUUAAGUGGCUUCUUCAUGGCUUGCAUUGGGGUGCCAAAGCUCCACUCAACGUCAACGUCAAGCGAAGCUGUGCCCUCCAACUGAUUAGCGCCUUAUUUAAUUCAUAAAUGUGUUAUAAUGAAUAUAUUUCUAUUAAAAUAUCUUGUACUCUGUUGAAGCCUUGUUUAUAAGCAUUUAAAAAUGAAUUUUGUGACUUAUGUGGCUUACACAUGCCUCGCAUUGUGGGGACGCCAACACUCUACUCAAUGCCAUCGGCAAGCGCCGCUGUGCCCUCCAUGUUACUAGCAUCUCAGAUUGAGUAAUUCUGCUUUAUUUCACUUUUAUAUGUGUGAUAAUUAAUAUAUUUCUAUUAAGAUAAAUUGGACUGUGGAAGUCUUGUAUAUAGGCAUUUAAAGAUGAAUUUUGUGACUUUUAAAUGGCUUCAACGUGGCUCGCGUCAGGGCGCCAACGCUCCACUCAAACGCCAUGGUAUCCUCUAAGUGACUGGCAUUACAGAUUAGAGAGUAAUUCUGCCUUAUUUUACUCAUAAAUGUGCAAUUAUGAAUAAAUUAUAUUAAGAUAACUAUAACUCUGUGGUAGCUUCAUUAAGGCAUUUAAAUGUGAAUUUAAAGAUAUUUAUGACUCCACGUUAGCAUCAAGCACCACUAUCCCCUUCACAAAACAAGCAUUGCUUCAAAAUGACAAACAUUAUUCAAGUCUCUUCAAACAUUUUGACAGAUUAUAAAUAGUUCUUGUUGCUUUGUAAUCUAAAAGACAUCACUAGUGAGACAAAAACAUGUGUGGAAAGACACUUCGGUGUAAAGUUGGACCAGACUUUGGCUAUUGCUUAGUAAAUUGUCCGCUAAUCAUUGUCUGAUGCUUCAUCCAAGUUUAAUUUCAAAGUUGGAACUUACUGUUUGAACUUGAAGCAUCACGUUACAAUGCUUAAAGAAAACAUGACGCAGUGUCGAGGGCAAUGCUGACACUUCAUAGACACAGCACUGUUGCAAGUUAUGUGUACAGAAACAACACCCAGGUGUUUAACAUUUAUCAACUGCCAUGUACUUAAUGAAUGUAAUAACUUUGGCUCUUUGCAUCUCUCAAGGUCAAUCAUUGCCUCUGUAGAUGUGCUUUAUUAUUAUUGCAGACAUUUUGCACCGUAAAAGAGUGUCUGUGUUCUGUUGGGUGCCUACAUGCAUCGUAAAUAGCUUCAUCACAAUGCAUGCAUGUUAUAUUUUUUAUAAGUAUAUGUUUUCUUGAAAGAAAAAUUUGAACUUUGAAUAAAAAGUGAAAUAUAUACACAGAAAAUUGUGAUUUGUAUGGAUUAACAAUUCUGUAUUGUAUAUAUGUAUGCCUAUCUAUAAUGUAAAUAUGUUUAUAUACUGUAUCUUUGCUUUUUUUGAUAGACAAAUAUAUUAAUAAACUUAAAAAUAAAACUAAUAAAGCUUAAAGCAUC